AUGACUGAAGCAAACGCCAUCACAGACCUGCCCUCUGGCGAGCCCAUCGCCCCGCCGACCCCGGCACCAGCUCCCCCCAAGCUGCCCCUCAGCGCCAUCCUCGCUGCGACGCCCUCCAACAUUGACGCCUUCAUUGCCCACCUCCACCGUUGCAUGCAGACCCCUUCGGGCAUCGACACGGUACUCCUCUUCAUCGGCUACACGGCCCGCCUCUCUUCAAACCUGCUCGACGCCGCCAGCCGCUCGGCGCUCCACCGCUCCGCCCACAAGCUCAUCACCCUCGCCUUUUCCCUCCCCGAGAGCACGACCUUGCUUCUCUCCGCCGCGCCCCAGGCCUCCCCGGUCGCGAGCCUCGCCCUGCGCCUCGCCACGAGGCUGCGCGCCCUGUCCCUGCUGCUGAGCGAGAGCCGCGUUUUCCUGCGCUCCUGGGGCCUGCUGGGCAUCUACUUUGCCGGCCGCCGCCUCGUGCUGCCCCUUCUCGAGAAGAAGAAGCCCCAGACCGUCGACGAGAAGACAGGCGCCAAGCCCGACACGAGCGCCGAGACGCUCGACAAGACGGUUGCCUGGGCGCAAUUCAUCACCCUCGUGCUGUUCCAGUCGCUCGAGAACGCCUACUUCCUCAGCGGCAAGGGCGUCUUCGGCCUGACACCGGCACAGCAGGUCAAGGCCGCGCGCUGGAGCACGAGGUCGUGGUCGGCCUACGUCGGGCUCGAGAUUGGACGGCUGCUCAUCGAGAGGCAGCGUCGCAAGAGCGGCGACGUGACGAGCGCGGAGCACAAGGAGUGGAAGGCCGCGUGGCAGAGGAGCUUCGUCAGGAACGUGGCGUGGGCGCCAUUGACGGUGCACUGGAGCACGGCCGACGGGAUUCUCAAUGACACCGUCGUCUGGGCCAUCGGCUGUGUGCCCGGCAUUGUCCAGAUGAGGCAGCUCUGGAAGGACACAGCUUGA
Messenger RNA from Verticillium alfalfae VaMs.102, 948 nucleotides. RefSeq lists its product as hypothetical. The record is from RefSeq and is a predicted model, not a curated record. The transcript has a single exon. Lineage: Eukaryota; Fungi; Ascomycota; Sordariomycetes; Glomerellales; Plectosphaerellaceae. The coding region runs from base 1 to 948 and encodes 315 amino acids.